AGCUCGACGUCACGCCUUAGGUAGGGUUACGGCCCCCCAAGCCCCAAAUCAUCUCUCUAUUUAAGAAAUCUCCCAUAGCUCUCCCACUCCACUCUUCACUCUCACUCACUCCCACUGCGCAAGCAUUCAAACUCACUCUCAAACAUACCUCUUACAGCACACGAUCUCCAUCAUCAUCAAUGGAACCCAAAGGCACCGUCGUCUUCACCACCGUCGGCCGCCCUACUUACGGCUUCGACAUUUUCUCCGUCACCCUCUCCUCCCUCUCCGAACGCCGCCUUACUGAUGGCGCCUCCGUCAACUUCAACGGCCACUUCGCCGACGACGACGCCACCCUGGUUUACGUCUCGGAACGAACUGGGUCGCCGCGGAUUUACCUUAACCGGAGCGGAAUCGUCGAACCAGAGCUGAAUUUUUCCGUUCCCGGAAGCCUCUUCCACGACCGUCCGGUAGUCAAGAACGGAAGAGUCUACUUCAUAUCCGCCCACGAACCCGCCGAGCGGCCAUUCAAGAGCUGGUCCGCCGUCUACUCGACCAGUGUCGAUAAGGGUAGAGGCGGUGAAAUUUCCCGGUUGAGUCCCGACGGUGUGGUUGAUUACAGCCCAGCGGUUUCUCGGAGCGGGAAGUUCAUCGCGGUAGCGUCAAACGGGUCUGGUCCGUGGGCUGGGGAAUUCCACGAACUCAAAACGGAUAUUGUCGUUUUUAGAGAGUCCGACCCCGGUAAGCGCACGGUGGUGUCUGAGCAAGGGGGAUGGCCCACUUGGGCGGGAGACUCCACCCUUUACUUCCACAGGCAAGCCGACGACGGGUGGUGGAGCAUUUUCGGAAUUGAUCUGCCGGAGAACUUCGAAUUUUCCGGCGUCUCCGAACUGCCUCGUCGCGUGACACCGCCAGGGCUCCACGCGUUUACUCCGGCGGCUUUUCACGACGGCAAGCGAAUCGCCGUCGCAACUCGGCGGCGCGGGAAGAGCUUCCGCCACAUCGAAAUAUUCGACCUUGAGUCGCAAACGUUCACACCGUUGACCGAGUCGCUAAACCCGAAUUUCCACCAUUACAACCCGUUUGUGUCUCCCGAGUGCGGGUUGCUGGGUUACCACCGAUUCCGAGGGGAGUCGUCCUCGGGCGAGUUGAUAAUUCCUCACCUCGAGCCCAUAAUUUCUCCGAUUAAGGACCUCAGGAUGCUUCGCCUCAACGGCUCGUUCCCUUCGUUCUCCCCGGAUGGUAAUUUUAUAGCUUUCAAUCCCGACUUCGAUCGAAAUUCCGGACUGAAAAUCAUCAAAUCGGACGGUUCAAAGGCGUGGAGCUUGCUAAAAGGCCGCACGGCGUUCUACAAUUCCUGGAGCCCGACGGAGAAAAACGUAAUUUACACCUCGAUCGGUCCGAUCUUCGGAUCAGCCAAAGUGACGGUCCAGAUCGCGCGGAUCACCUUCGACUUCUCCGGCCUGGUCAACGAUCGCGAAGACCUCCCCGCGGAGGUCAAGAUCCUGACAAGAGAAGACGCAGGGAACAACGCGUUCCCGGCGUGCUCGCAGGACGGGAAGUCCGUGCUGUUCCGGUCGGGCCGCUCGGGGCACAAAAACCUCUACAUAAUCGACGCCGUGAACGGCGAGUUUGACGGCGGAAGCAUAAGGCAGCUAACCGACGGGCCAUGGAUCGACACGAUGCCGUGCUGGUCCCCGGACGGCGAUCUUAUCGCGUUCUCGUCGAAUAGGCACAACCCCGACAACCCGGAAGUUUUCAGCGUGUACGUGGUGCGUCCGGACGGCACGGGUCUGCGCAGGAUUCCCGUGUCGGGACACGAGGGAUCGGGUGACGCGGACAGGGAGAGGGUCAACCACGUCUGCUUCAGCCCCGACGGCGAGUGGCUGCUGUUCACGGCGAACAUCAGCGGCGUGACGUCGGAGCCGGUGUCGCUGCCGAACCAGUUCCAGCCUUACGGGGACCUCCACGUGACGAGGGUGGACGGGAGUGGGUUGAGGAGGCUGACGUGUAACGGAUACGAGAAUGGAACCCCUACGUGGCAGGCGGAUGGUGACGUGGGCCUGGAGAGGUCGUCCGCGGCGAGUGGGGUUGGAGAUGAGCUGACGGGUGAUUUUGAGGAGCCGCUGUGGAUUACUUGUGAUAUUUGAGGACUUUUUUUUGUUUUUAAUAAUAAUAAUUGAGACCUAUUUUUUUUCAACAAUAAAAUUAGGUCUUAAGUUGUGGGGUUGACUAUAGAACUAUUUGUUUCCUCAACUUAUAUAAUUAUGAACCAUUUCUUCUGAUAAA
Messenger RNA from Malania oleifera, 2268 nucleotides. RefSeq lists its product as uncharacterized. The record is from RefSeq and is a predicted model, not a curated record. NCBI's taxonomy places the organism in Eukaryota, Viridiplantae, Streptophyta, Magnoliopsida, Santalales, Ximeniaceae. The transcript has a single exon. Bases 180 to 2129 code for a protein of 649 amino acids.